UAACGCAAAAAUCCUAAAUAGUCUAUAAAAAGUUGGCCCCAAGUCACAUAGGUAGGACAGAUUUAUAGACCAUCGAUUCCCGUGAUCUCUCCGUCUCCCUUUCUCGAAGCCUCCUCCUUUGUAUUGUUCUUUUUCAUUUUCCUGGAAAAUUUUGUUGUUGAUGGGGAGGUCAGGAUUGUUUGAUCUGGAGAAGCACUUUGCCUUCUACGGGGCAUAUCACAGCAACCCAGUUAAUAUUUUGAUACAUACUUUGUUUGUGUGGCCAAUCCUUUUCUCUACUCUUCUUCUUAUGUACUUUACGCCAUCUCUGUUCAAUUUCCCAUAUGGGUUUGAUCCUGGCUAUGGACUUAUUUUGAAUCUGGGGUUCGUUUUUACUGUUAUCUAUAGUCUGUUCUACGUCUGUUUGGACAACAAAGCUGGCUCUUUGGCUGCUUUGCUCUGUUUUCUUUGUUGGGUUGGAGCCAGUCUUCUUGGUCAACGCCUUGGCUUCUCAUUGGGAUGGAAGGUUGGACUGGCAGCUCAAUUGGUGUGUUGGACAGGGCAGUUUAUAGGACAUGGGGUGUUUGAGAAACGCGCACCAGCUCUUCUGGACAACCUUGUUCAAGCCUUCUUGAUGGCUCCUUUCUUUGUUUUGCUUGAGGUUCUUCUGUCUGUUUUGGACUAUGAACCUUAUCCGGGGUUUCGCACAACUGUGGAAGCAAGGAUUAAUGCUGAUAUCCAAGAGUGGCAAGAAAAGAAGCAAAAAAAAAUCUCUUAAAACUGGUGUUGAACAUAGUUCGAUGAUUAUAAUUUUAGAACCCUUUGGAGAAGGGGUAAGUAAGAAAGGCCAUGUACAUCGGUGCUUGUUUAUCAUACUGAUUGUACACUUUUUCUCAUAUUAAGAAUGUACCAUGUGCCUUUUCAAAUUAUGUCCAAGGUCCAAAAAUUAUAAAGUAUCUUUACCUGGUUGAACUA
This is a messenger RNA of Humulus lupulus (European hop), 954 nucleotides long. Its product is annotated as 2-hydroxy-palmitic acid dioxygenase MPO1. The transcript has 4 exons. The coding region runs from base 161 to 757 and encodes 198 amino acids. NCBI's taxonomy places the organism in Eukaryota, Viridiplantae, Streptophyta, Magnoliopsida, Rosales, Cannabaceae. The record is from RefSeq and is a predicted model, not a curated record. Gene Ontology annotation, cellular component: endoplasmic reticulum. Gene Ontology annotation, biological process: sphingoid catabolic process.